GUUCGAGUCCUCCUCAGUCAUGCUCGCUUUUCAAACAAAUGAUGGUGAUGCCGCUUGUUGGAUGCUAGAUGGGCGGGGUCAGAGUUUGUAAAGUGACAUCACUGCCCUCUGAAGUGAAUUUCGGUACUUGACCCCGUUGGAUGAAGACCGGGAGUCCGAUGGGCUUUUUGGUGGCGGUUUGAUCCUUUUUUACUUUAAUAAAUUGUCGCGUUAGGAUUCGGUAACCUUCCUUCACACUGAAGCUGAGCUCACGGUGAAACGCGAGGGUAAAGCGGCGGAUAGAGAUAAACGAUUGCUUUUUCUACGUUUGAUUAUCUUUAAGCAUUUACACAGGGAACCGCACACCUUGUCGCCGGUGUGAAGUCGUGCAGGAGACUGAAGGAGAGAAGUCCUAAUCAAAUCAAGCGCUUUCAAAAUCAUCUGAAGGGCAGUUAUUGAGUUGGCAAACACAUCCAUUAUCCCUGGGUUCAGUGUGUGAACAGCACUGGAUCCAGUGAGCAUAAAUAGCAGCAGCUGAUCGACGGGUAAUAUUGGAGAUGAAACCUGAUGGGGUGGCAACAGUACAAUCUGAACCAAUGGAAGCAGAAGGAACGGAACCUGUUACAGAAGCAACUAGCAGUGACAGUGCAUCUCAAAAUGGCACUACACAAUCACCUCCACAACCUGACGAACCCCAAAAUGAGCAAGUGGCUCCUCCGAAGGUGAAGGAAGCUUCUGGGAAAGCAGUAGAUGCUAAAAGCAAAUCCAAAGGUCCAAUCAAAGGCAAGACUACAGCAGCUGCUCCAGCUACCACUGGACAGGGCACAAGACCCAAAGCAACCCAAAGCCGUUUAGCAACUAAUGGCCUCACAAAGACUACAGCAAGUACCCUAACUAAGAAACCUAUUCCAGCUACUAAUGCAGCAGCAGACAAAAAGAAACCCACCACUACCAGUGGACCUUCUGGUGUCACAAAGAAACCUGUUGGCUCCUCAAAUGCUGUUGCAACCUCAAGACCCCAGCCUAAAGUUACAACUGUUGGAACUAGCAGAUCAACAACAACAACCACCACCACCACUGCUGCUGGAACAAAGACAGGAGCAGUUGUUGGCACUGCCUCCAGCCUAAGUAGGAGACCUGCCACUGCUGCUACUAGUGCUGCAACCAAACCCAAAUCCACAGCUCCAAGGCCAGCCACUGCUCCUGCUGCCAAACCCAGCACUUCAGCCACAGCCAAAACCACUGCAGCUCCCAAAACCAACAGGUCAACUGUAAAUUCUGCCCCACGAUCGGCUGCUACUUCUACUUCAACAGGAAGAGCCACAACAACUACUACAACUGCUGUUACUAAAACAAGUCGCACUGCUACACAACAACCUGUUAAACCCUUGGUUUCAGCAUCAGCUGCUCGGAAAGAUGUUGGAAAAACAAGCACUACAGCACCUGGGAAAAAAACAGUUGCUCCAACAUUGUCGCGUCCGGCUCCCAGCAAGUCUUUAAAUUCAGAUGCUCCAAAAUCAGCUGCAGCUUUAAAACGACCUCCUCCAGCCACCAAAGCACCUCAACUCAAACCAGAUGACAAAAAAAGUGUACCUACACGCAAGGUGCCUCCUAGUCCACGAAACAAUCCCUCACGACCAGCAUCAGGCAAAAACACUGCAGCAUCUCCUAGUCAUAAGCAAGCAGGUAGUGGCAGUGGAAAGCUUCAGCCAUCUAAACCAACACAGUCUGUUUUGCCACUUGUGAAAGGAAAGCCCAAUAAUAAAGAAACUGCAGCAAAGCCUGACAAUGAAGAACUUGCAACAGACCCUGUGCAACUAUCAGCAGUGGCAGUGGCUACUGUUGCAGUUACAACGGCUGCAGCAAUGGCCAGGGAAGAGUUUUCAUCAGAGCCUGAAACUACUCCAGCUACUGAGAGCUCUCUGCAUGCACCAGCUGCUUCUUUAGAUGUUGAGGAAAAUGUAGAUCUACAGCUCCCUAAUGUCAGCCACCAAAAUGUGCAGGAUGUUCCUGCAACUGGGCCAGAGACUGAGGAGAUCUUACUUGAAACAGAUCUUGUUAAAGAGGGAGAUUUGAAAUCCUCAGUUGUUAGUCAGGAAUCUGAAGAGCAGAUGUCUAGAAAAGCUGAUGAAAAGCUUAUUGCAGCUGUGGCACCAGUUUCACAGGAAGUCCCUGAGCAGGAAACAACCGUUUCACCAUUUGAUAUCUCUGCUGCCGCUGUAGUGCCCUCUGGUGUGGAGGUUGUUGAAAAAGCUGAACCGACCAACGGUGAGUGCUUUGAAGAUGUGGAAGAAGAAGAGAGGGAAGGUAGUCAGCAAGUAUCCCUGUCAGAAAUGAGUGGCACCCAGCCUACCGAAGAGUCUCGACCAGGGUCAGCUGGGCUAGCUGGGUCUGUUUGGCGGGCGGGUGCCUUGCUCUCUGAACUUGACUCUGAGGAUGUGAGUUGCAGCCAGCAGGGAGCAUCAGAAUUAAGUGCUCCGGGUGUUCUGGAGGGUACAGAAAGCAUGGAUGAUCUAGGUGAUGCAAGUCUUAAAGGAGCUGAUGGUGAAGGUGCAUCUGUGGGGUCCCCUGACUUUGAGAAGGUUCCUGAUAUUCUUAAUAAUGAAGAUGAUGAUGACGAUGAAGAUGAGGAUCGUGUUUGUGACAUGGAGGUAGGGUCAGAAAGAGCAGAGGACUCUCAUAGACAGCUUCAUGACAACGAUGAAGACGAUGAUGAAGAUGUUGAAAUGGCAAGUGAGGGAAUUACCGAGAGUGGGCUAGAAAGUUAUGGGAAUGCAGAUGAGGAUGACUUGACGGAAGACUACAGAUUAGACAACUUAAACAGAAUUCAGCCUCCUAUCAUUCCAUCUGCACCUCUGGCAACCCAGUGGAACCAGCCUAGUUGCUUUGCUGAUGCCUGGGCUCAGCCACCACAACCUGCGUCUACCCUACUAACAAGUCCGUCUUCUGAAUGUUGGCAAGCAGAUCCAGAAACCCCUACAGAGAAACCUGCACAAUCAAGAAUUGAUGUUUGCUCUGAAGCGGGGUCUUCCUCCCCUCUCCCGUCUAACCUUUUUGAACCCCCACCUUGCUCACCUCAACUAGCCACACUAACUGGUGCAGAGGGUGAUUCUGGCCCCAAACCAGGCUUGACGCCCUCUCAAACUUCCGAAUUCCAUGCUGAUAUGCCUAGUAAACCGGAACUAGCAUCUGAGACUAACAGAGACGUAGUUAGAUCAGAGAAGGUGGAAACUUACAACAACUCUGGCAUUGGGACAAAUUCCAAAGAAGAGCUACAGCAAGAACCACUAAACCCUGUUCCCACAGUCCUGCCUGACAUCAUGCAGGACUUAGGAAUUCACCUUGAAUGUGCUGAUGAAGAACAACCAGAAACAAUGCCAGCAGAAGAUGUUUUGGGUGGCCCACCAACUGCUCAAUCAUCAUCUUCAUCAGCUACGGAGGAUGAGGCAAGCGACACGGAAGGUGAAAUGCAGAUCAGUGACCCUCAAGCUCAGUUACCUGGCAUUGAGAGUGCCUUUGGAAUUGCACCUGUGGGCCAGAAUUUGUCCACUCUAGAAGAGCAUGACGAAAUGGGUGGGGAGAAUGAAGUUGGUGGUGGGGGUGGUAGUGAGACCCCUCAAUCUGCUACCUCAGCUGCAUCAUAUGGCUUUGACUACAUAACCUCAAACUCCAAUGCCCAGUCAUCUGCUGAGAGUUGUAGCAAGAGUCCUGGCAUCUUUUCUCUAGAAAAUGAAGAGCAACUCCCAGAUGAGGCCAAGGAUCCAUCUCUUCUUAAAGAGUUGACCCUGAUACCUGCUACUGGAUCCGGGGAAAAGAUUGAUCCUGUCAAAUGUCAACAAGGGGAGUUUCAAGCCAACCCAGAGAAUCAAUACAUGCUGUGUGGAGAGUCCAGUGAGCUACCGGAGUCUAAUUCAGUAGUGGGAACUGUACCCGUAAAGUCAGACUUAACUGAUCCUUCCCCACAGCACCUGGAAGAGGAACAAGAUCCAGAGACUCAGCAUCCCUACUACUCCACUAUAUGCGAAAAGACUGAUAGUCCCCUGGCAGAAAGGAACUUUCCACCACAGCCAAAUGACUUGCUUUCCAUCCAAAUGACAAUGUCCUCCAAACUUCGUCUCCGACCACGUGCUUCCCAUGUGCCUCAGGCACCACGGCUUCCCACUGACCUGCCUCCCAGAAUACCAAAUGCAGUGUCAAACACUCAGCUGCGCUGUCUAGAGCAACACCAACAGCACCUUCAUGAGAUCCAGCAAAGACAGGAAAAACGUAGUCGAGAGCAAGAGAGACAAGCAAAAGAGGAGAUGCAAGUGAGAAAAGGGAAGCAGGAGGAAGAGGAGGAGGAGGAGGAGGAGGAACAGAGACGAAAUCUGCUCGAGUUGAAACUUAAACAGCAAGAGCAAGAACUGAAGCAGCGACAGCAGAUCAUGCAGUGGCAACAAGAACUUGAAGAACAACAGCAGCAGCAGCAGCAGCAAAAACACAAGGUGCAUACACCUGUCAUCCUAUCUCCUUCAACAGGUCUCACUACAAUCUAUGAAACUUUGGAAACGAGUGACUCUGAAGAUGGCGAAGAGGAGGGGAAACAAAGUGUGGUGGAGGAACUGCAAGAUAAAAGCUCCUUUAUUGUGUUUCCUGGAGAAGACACUCAAAGAUGCACAGACAAAAAUGUCUCUGCUAAUCCUUACACAACACCUUCCCCAGAGUCUGCUACUCAAGACUCGCAGCAAGAACUUAAGGAAACUGACACAGCCACAGACCAGGACAGUCCUUCAUUGGGAUCACCAGAACGACCUCCACCUCUGGAGUUUGACUGGGGAAAGAAGGUGGACAUUGUCCAGCAGCUCAUCAACCAGACUUUAUUGCUUACAGGUGAUGGAUGCUCCCCGCUUCUUUUGCUACCCGGAAGAGCCGGUGGGACACUCAGCCCUCUCGAAAGCAGCAUGUGGCCCAACUUGCUGCCACCUCUGACGCCCCCAUCAGCCACCGUGACCUCUGUGAGCAGCUUCUCACCUGAGGCUCCCGGCAGCUCUGCACAGGGUGAGUGGACUGUUGUAGAGCUGGAGACUCACCACUAAGCGACUUGCCAAAUAUAAACUUCUUGAUUCAAAAGACUUAAAGUGAAGGUCCACCAGUAGGGAAGUGCAAGUUUCAUUAUAUCAGGGGUGUCACUCCCCGCAACCCAGCACAGUUUAGGUUCAACACCCUCACCCGUGGGUUUUAAACAAGCCUAAAGGACUCCAUUAGAUUGAUCAGGUGUGUUUAAUUAGUUCCUGGAGUGCCGCAGGUCUGCACAGCUUGAUUCCAACCCUGAGUUUGACAACUGAGCAUUAGGUAAUGGUGUCUUCUCUUCACAAAAUCUUAAGGAGGAUGGUGAUCAUGGAGUACUUCUAGUAUCUGCAAUAUUUCUGCAAAGUAGAAAAUUCUGUGAACCAUAAAAGUGAUACUGCAGGACAGUGAGCUGGACUUCUCUAAGAUCUUGCUUUUUAUUUGAUUCAUCUUUACUGGGAGUUCUUCUGUUGCAGUGAGCUUUUACUGCCACUCCCCACCCAUCCUAAAGCAAUAGAACACAACAGUCCUUAUUUAUGUCCCUGAUAAAGCCUCCCUGCCAAACUGAUUGGCCAUAUCUAACCUGCCCCCAUGCAAAAAAUCCAUUUAAGGCUUAAGGUUUAAUGGAGAUGUCUGGCUGGCUAUGACUAUUUGCAUUUAUCUCUUAGUCAUUAAUAAGCCCUCUACCCACAAUUGUGGCAAAAUGCCAACUCAGUGACUGAGCAAGUUAAUACAAAGUGGACUCUGCUGUUCUUCCUCAGAGUAAAGGUUCUGUGAAAUGGAUACAGAUCCAAGGUAAAUUAAAACGAGCAGGUUUCAAAAUACAGAUCAAGCUGUGUUUUUGUUGUACUAAGGUGGUUUUAAAAGACCAAAUGGUUUAAUUUGACACUCAUUCUAUUGUAAGGCACAAAAUGGUGUAACAGAAGAAUAUAUUUUAUGGUUUAAAACAUUUUUCAGUCUGUAUCUAAGCUUAGUUUGUUAUUUCUACAGCUCCAAUCUACAGAAACCUGUAUUACAGUUUUCCAAAGCACAAAUAGCUACUCACUUUUAAACCUUUUAAGAGUUUGGUUUAAAAAAAAAAGUAUAAAUAAAACAUUUUGCACAUCUGUAUCAUCUGAGAAAUAGCUGACAUCAGAACCUGCGCCAUUUUAGGAUGCAGGUUCGUUAGAAAUAUUUUAGACUACAGGUUUUCAAUCCAGUUCCUGGAGAGCCCCAGCUCUGCACAGUUUAGUUCCAACCCUGCUUCAACACACUUACCUGUAGGUUUCAAACAAGCCUGAAGGACUCGAGUUUCAUCAGGUGUGUUUAAUUAGGGUUUAAACUAAACCGUGCAGAGCUGCGGCCAUCCAGGAACUAAGUUUGACACCUGUGUUUUAGACGGACAUACUGCAGCUACAUCAAAUGAUCAUCUUUACUGUGAACCUUUUGAACACUGUGCCUCCCUUACCUUUCUGCAUGAUUAGUAUUUAUCUGAGGAAUACGGAGCAGCUCUUAUCGCCACACUCAUGCAGUUCGAAUGAGGUUUGCUGUGCCUGAGAUUGAUUCCCAUAUUUCGAGAGCUGGAAAAACUUUCUGCUGAAUGAGCACUCUCUUACACUGUGUCACAAUAGUCGUCUACCAAGUGUUUACUUUCCCCAGUUGGGGACAAAUUGUUUCAUCUCAUUUAGUAUGGAUGGGGAAAUUGUCUUUAUGUGCUCCGCAUUGUUCUGUCUCUCUUCUGAAAGUCUAAAUUAUCGGGAUAAGUAAUUCCAGAGGAAGGCCCUAAUGUGUUUAUUUAGCUUAAUAACAUAUGCCUAAUGAUAUACAUGAAUGAAUAUUUGUGUGUGAGAGUUUGUCUCCUAUCUGAAAGUGAAAAUUGGUUAUUAGAGCUUCAUUCGCCUCUAUUAUAUGUUGUUGUGUGUAAAAUGACAUGUAUUAUUUUAAAGGGAUCAUGUUUAAAGUUUAUUAUUAUUAUGAAGUGAGAAAACCAUUUUGAUUCGAUGUGUGUUGUACUGCCUACUCGUGUAUUGUUGUGACAUAGCAGACUUUUAGAUAUGUAGCUUGACACUGUAAAGAUAGGAGCAUUUAUUUAAAUGAAAGGUUUUAGGAUAUAUUAAAGAAACCGAUUUCAAUUCUGAUCAGGGAACAAAGGGAUUCCAGGUAAAAAAAAAAUUCACUGUAUUAUGACUGAACUACUGUUGUACAAACUUGACAUAUCACAGUUAAAAAGAACAUGCAGGGGAAGCCAUAUUAUAGCUUCACAAACCAGCAGAGUACAAAAAUAUAUCAAAUAAUGCACUGAAAAUAACUUUAAACUCAGAACUGGGAUGAUUUACAAAAGGAAUAGUGAAGGAAAACAACAACGUUGUUCAUAAUGCUCUGACCUCUACAUUGAACUUUAUCAUAAUGUUUUCCAGCAAGUGUGCAGAUACUGCUGCUUUUGUUUAGUACAUCUUUUCCCACCUUCAUUGUGUAUAUUUUUGUAAUUUAUUAUUUUGAAAUGAAGGAUUAUUCUGUUGUUGUUUUUUUUAUAUAGAGAAAAGUAGGCAGUGGACCAAAGCUGCCAGCAGGUUUCGUUUCUGGACUUUGUAACAGAUUACCUGGAUGGCCACUGUAUUUGAAUGUUUUCAUGAAAAAUAAAGCUGGUUUGGAAUUAAA
Molecule: messenger RNA, 7662 nt
Organism: Danio rerio (zebrafish)
Lineage: Eukaryota; Metazoa; Chordata; Actinopteri; Cypriniformes; Danionidae
Source: RefSeq, a predicted model, not a curated record